Oldenlandia corymbosa var. corymbosa is the source of this 846-nucleotide messenger RNA. The record is from the annotation of a GenBank genome assembly. Lineage: Eukaryota; Viridiplantae; Streptophyta; Magnoliopsida; Gentianales; Rubiaceae.
AUGGCACGUAAUGUAUCAUACAUGCUUAAUUUGUAUCAUACAAGUAAGUAUGUGAUAGAGAACGGUAGCAUCAACACUUUUUCGAAUAUGCCGGAUGAUGGUUUGUUUGUCGAAGAAAGGUUGUCAUAUGAGGGAUUGAUUAGUAAGAUUUGUAUGAUCCUUGGUUGGGAUCCAGCACACAUGAAACUCCACCUUUCUUUGAUUUUCGAUAGUCCCAGUGGUAGGCGUGUAGUGAAGAUCAAGAAUGAUUCGCAUGUAGAGUUCAUGAACCGUGUAGAUCCAAUGUCAUGUUUGGAUUUAUACAUAGAUUUGGAAGAUAUCACUCAAGAAGAAAGAGAAGCGAGUUUGGAAAACGUGUCAUUUGGUGAUUUUCGAAGGGGGGAACGUGCUAGUACUUCUCGAAACCGUGAUGAAGAGGAGACACCUUUAUUUGCACAAAAUGACUACCGGGAAGAGUUGGAUUCCGACUACAUAGCUCCAAGUGAAAGCGAAGAAGACGUGAUGUCUCCGGAGAGAGUGAUUUUGAAGAAAGUGAUGAUGAAAGACAAGGAUGAGUUUGCUUUUAAGAUGUGGGAUGAGACGCCCGAAGGAAUGGACAUUGGUGUUUGUUUCAAAUCUCAAUCAGAAGCAAAGCAUGCUGUGAAAUUAUGGAAUAUCCAUCAUAAAAGGGAAUAUAGGGUCGCCGCGAGUAGUCCAAGGACGUGGGCUGUGCGGUGCAGAACAUUUAAUGUGGAAAGUGAGGAUGGUGAACCACCAUGUGAGUGGAAGAUGCGUGUGUCAUUGAAAGCUCACGGCCUUCAUGAAAUUGUGAGAUGGCAUGAUGCACAUAAUUGCAUGACUCUGUGA